This is a messenger RNA of Sinocyclocheilus rhinocerous, 1497 nucleotides long. RefSeq names its product teashirt homolog 3-like. Lineage: Eukaryota; Metazoa; Chordata; Actinopteri; Cypriniformes; Cyprinidae. The record is from RefSeq and is a predicted model, not a curated record. Gene Ontology annotation, cellular component: nucleus. Gene Ontology annotation, molecular function: DNA binding; DNA-binding transcription factor activity, RNA polymerase II-specific. The coding region runs from base 1 to 1497 and encodes 498 amino acids. The transcript has a single exon. Gene Ontology annotation, biological process: regulation of transcription by RNA polymerase II.
AUGAGUGAGAAUGCUUUCUUAAUCAAGGAGCCCCUCACGUCUCUUUCAUCAACUUCAUCUGUGAUGAUGACGACAACAGCCACGCCAAGCAGUGAGGAGGCAACCACAUUAGGCCCAGACAGCCUGGAUCAGAUGAAAGCUAUCUACACUAGCUUCCUGACCAACUCCUACUGGUCAUCGCUGAAUUUGAAUAUGUCUCAACAAUCAGCAGAAAAGCCCCCACGUAGUCACAGUAGUAGCAGCAGCAGUAGUAGCAGCAGCAGUAGCUGUGGUAGUGGCGGUUACGACUGGCACCAGACAGCAAUGGCUAAGACCUUGCAGAAUGUUUCACAGAACCAGAGUAGACUGCUGCACCCAGCAUCUGAGCCAAACCUCUUCAGUACUGUGCAGCUUUAUCGGCAGAGCACCAAACUCUAUGGUUCCAUCUUCACUGGUGCAAGCAAGUUCCACUGCAAAGACUGCAGUGCUGCCUAUGACACUCUGGUCGAGCUCACCGUGCACAUGAAUGAGACGGGCCAUUACCGAGAUGAUAACCAUGAGACAGACAGUGAAGGUACCAAGCGUUGGUCGAAGCCUCGCAAGCGUUCCCUGCUGGAGAUGGAAGGAAAAGAGGAUGCCCAGAAAGUUCUUAAGUGCAUGUACUGUGGCCAUUCCUUUGAGUCACUGCAGGACCUUAGUGUUCACAUGAUAAAGACAAAACACUACCAGAAAGUGCCUCUUAAGGAACCAGUAACUCCUGUGGCAGCCAAGAUUAUCUCUUCAGCUCGUAAAAGAGCCCCCAUUGAGCUAGAACUCCCCAGCUCACCAGAUUCCAAUGGUGGCACCCCCAAGCCUUCUUUGUCUGACCCCAAUGACCUUCUUCAAAAGACCCCCAAUCCCUACAUCACACCUAACAAUCGGUAUGGACACCAGAAUGGAGCUAGUUAUGCAUGGCAGUUUGAGUCACGAAAAUCCCAGAUUCUGAAGUGCAUGGAGUGUGGAAGCUCACAUGACACACUACAGGAGCUGACAGCCCAUAUGAUGGUCACAGGACACUUCAUCAAGGUUACUAAUUCUGCCAUCAAGAAAGGCAAACCUAUCAUGGAGUCGAUGUCCACAAUGGCUCCUAACACCAUACCUACUAAUGAAGACAAGGUACAGUCAGUGCCACUGGCUGCCACCGCAUUUUCCCCACCACCACCUGCACCUCCUCCCCUUAGUAUCUCCCCUGCCAUCACACCCAUGGAGAUUAAAAAGGAGGAGAAGGAAGUGGAAUGUACCAAGGAGACAAAUGAUAGCAAAGACAAGAAGGCAACAGAAAGUGAGACUGACGAGAAGUUUGAAGUCUCAUCCAAAUAUACAUAUUUGACAGAGGAAGAUCUUGAAGAAAACCCUAAGGGGGGGUUUGACAUUCUGAAGUCUCUUGAGAAUACAGUAACAUCUGCCAUUAACAAAGCACAGAAUGGCACACCCAGCUGGGGAGGCUACCCCAGUAUUCACGCUGCCUACCAGCUUUGA